Rotaria sp. Silwood2 is the source of this 2433-nucleotide messenger RNA. Lineage: Eukaryota; Metazoa; Rotifera; Eurotatoria; Philodinida; Philodinidae. The record is from the annotation of a GenBank genome assembly.
AUGGUGGAAGAGUGGCAUGCGUCUCAAACUUUAUCCAGUUGCUUAUCUAAUUGGUUCUUAUCGACCCGUCGAGACUCUCGCACUGCACAUUCUUUUUUAUAUACCCUGUGCUUUAACGUACGUGGUUUGGAUGCAAGGUGGGCUGAAGUAUAUCUAUUGUCAACGAAACAUCAAUUUGAUAUUCUCGUACUUGGUGAAGUCGGUAAAGUGGAUUUGUCAUUAAUCGGUGCGACAUAUCCAUCGUAUCAUUGUUUUUAUCAAGCUGGUGAAAAUGCGUUUGGAGGUGUUAUCGUACUUAUACGUCAAAAUAUUCCUGCCUCACGCCUUCUGUGCUCAUUACCGAACGUAUGCAUUAUUGAUCUACAUCUUGAGGUACCUACCCGUCUAAUUGGCAUAUACGCUCCAGCAAGUAAAUCUUUGGUGUGGAAUGAUCUUUCUCGUUUCACUACGCCAUCAUUUAUCAUCAUGGGUGACUUCAAUGUCGACUUGGAGAAAGACGGUGAUAAAGCUGAUACUCUACUCAACUGGGCAGACGACUUGGACAUGGCACCAUUUGUACCAGAUGCACAUACGUCGCUUCGCUCUGAUCGAACAAUAGAUUACGCACUUGGUAUUGGAAUCGAGAAUCGAUUCAGACAUAUGAAGGGCCCACAACGAGUGAUCAUAAACCGAUUUUCACUGCUCGCACAUAGUCGUACUAUAGCAUUGAAAGCAAAACGUACAGGAAGUGUUCGUCUACGUGAAGAAGCACGUCGUAUUCGAAAUAUUGCCAGAUAUGAACUCAAAAGAUUUCGUCAAGAGCAGUUAACUAAACAACUAGCUGAUCGUCACAAAUCUGGAAAAGAAUCAAAUCUAUUUUGGAGUCGAACGAAAAGACACUUUCGUAAAGCAUCAGCCUCUCUUCGAGGUCUUAUUUCACCUGAUGGAGAAUCUUCUAAAGACCCGCAAAGAAUGGCCAAUCUAACAGCUGAUUAUUAUGAACAACUGUUUAAAGAGCCGACAGUGAUGAGGCCGCAUCCAUUUCUCGAGGUGCUUAAAGAUCUGGGAAUAUUACCUGAUAGUCAAUCUGGAUUUCGAGCGGGACAUCGACUGCAAACGCGGGUACUACUUCUGCUUGAACAGAUAUAUUCUACUAUGUCUAACAGUUCACCAGUAGCCACAGUGUUCGUAGAUUUUAAGAGCGCAUUCGAUCAGUUGUGGUUUGAAGGAUGUCUAGGUAAAUUAAUUCGAAUGGGUAUCCCGAUAGCCUUUGUUAAUUGGAUUCGAGCGUGGUUGGAGGGUAGACGUGGUAGGAUAGAGAUACAGGAAAAACGAUCCCGUUGGUUUCCAAUUGGUCGUGGGGGUCCGCAAGGGUCUAGUUUAACGCCAACCCUGUUUAUUACUUAUCAUGCGGAUAUGGAACACUUUGUUCCGAUGGCAGCGUCUUACUUUUUUGCCGACGAUCUAGCAGCCGUUGUCUCCGCUCAAAUAGGGAUCAAGUACACUCAACAAGUCAUGGAUCUUGAACAACGUCUGCGUACAUUCUUCGACCAGUUGGAAUACUAUUCGUUGCUUGCCGUUCAACCAAUAAAUUAUAAGAAAACACAGAUGAUGUGGUCUGCUCGAGCAGUGGGAUACCCGAACCCGAUGCCGAAUCUCAAAUGUGGAGAUAACUCAAUUGAAUGGGUUAAAGCAUACAAGUAUUUGGGUUAUUGGAUCAGUACAAAACUGGGUUGGGGUCAUGUUAUCAGUCGUACUCAAAUUAAAGUUCGUCAACAAGCUGCUUUGAUUAAGUCGGUUAGAUUGGGAGGUUCAAUGUCGUCUUCUCUUCGUCGUGUACUAUUCUCAACGUUUGUUCUGCCGUUCUUCUCGUGGAUUUAUGCACUGUAUCCUCUGUUCACAGAUCUGCAACGGUCAAAUCUUGACCACUUCUACUAUACAUCGUUGAGACGGAUAUAUUACUGCUUGUAUUGGAACGAUAUUUUCUUCGCGUAUGCCUAUAAUGAGCGUCCGUUGGACGAUCUUUGCUAUGUCUACUGGACAAAAUAUCUUAAAAAACUUGCUAAGUCGUUGGAUGGAUAUCUAUUGCUUGAGCAAUCCUGCUUAAACGUACAUCGCUCCCAGUGGCAAGAAGGUCAAAAAUCGAUUCGAUGUCUACAUCGCUCAAAGCGCUUUGUCGCUCAUAUAGAUGUAUUUGGUCGUAUCUUAAAGUGGAUCGCAAAUCAUGGGACCACAGACUCACGAGGGAACCGUCCCAACUGAUCCACGCCGAUUUUGCUCAUAUUUUGCCCGUAUGUAGGGGUCAUCAUGCUAAGAAAAAGACUAAGAGGAUUUGUGCCCAUGCGGCUUCUUUCAAUAGUUAUGAAAUUUUUAACUUUCCUAUCCAGCAAACGAUCAUAUCACGAAAACACAUGUAACUCAGUAACGCAUGAGUUUCAAGAUGAAAAUUUUUUU